GUUGUCCCGCCCCAUCGUCAAGCCUGCACUCUGGGGCUACUCAAACAUGUAGACCGUGAGGACAAAUUGUAAGAGAAGGAUAUACCUUAUUUGGACGUAAAUGGGCGUGGAGGAUUGAAGUGGGUCCCGUUAAGGAAGAGAACAUCUGGACAGCGUCAGAGGAAAAAAGCACGUUUUCGUCUUUUGUUGAAAAGAAAACCUAGAAUAAAGUGAAAUUCUGUAUAAGAUUCACCUGAAGCUGAAGAACAACGAUCGUAUACAUUCGCAUCAUGCCGCUGGUGGUCUUGCAGCCUUCCCGUCUCAUGUGGACACGUCUGGCGGCUUUAGUGUUCACAUGCGUGGCGUUUAGCGUGGCCUCCCACGGAGGCAGUCUCCCUGACGGCAUGGGCGACUGGUGUGUAUUCUGCUGGGCUUUCAGUUUCGCUGGCACCGUUCUCGUGUUGCUUGUGGAGCUUUUGGGUCUACAGUCUCGUGCCCCUGUAUCCUGGACCAAUUUCCCUAUUACCUUUGCUUGCUAUGCGGCACUCCUUUGCCUGUCUGCCUCCAUCAUCUUCCCCCUCUACUUCGUCAAAGGCAGUCGGAAUCAAGAGAUGCGGGACCACAGAAUCGCCUCGACUGUGUUUUCUUGUCUAGCCACCUUGGCUUACCUGGUGGAGGUGAGCCUGGCACGGGCACGACCAGGCGAGGUGGCUGGGUACAUGGCAACAGUACCAGGCCUGCUGAAAGUGUGUGAAACCUUUGUGGCCAGUGUCAUAUUUGUGUUUAUCAGUGACCCCGUUUCAUAUAACAGUCACGCUGCUCUGAAGUGGUGCAUGGCUGUGUACUGCAUUUGUUUCGUGAUAUCAGCUGCCAUUGUGGUAUUGUGUGUUGGGGAAUGCACAGGGUGCCUCCCUUUUCCGUUUGCACGUUUUCUUUCUGCCUAUGCUCUAUUGGCUGUUGCCAUGUAUCUCACUGCCACUAUUAUCUGGCCAGUGUUUAAGUUUGACAACAGUCAUUCUGGAAGUUCUAGCCGACCAGACUUUUGCCGUGGCGGACCGGGGCUGUGCUACUGGGAUAAAUGGGUCGCCGUGGCUGUUCUCACGGCUCUCAACUUCCUGAUCUACCUGGCGGAUCUGGCAUAUUCUGCCCGACUGGUGUUUGUCACCGCAUGAGAGACAGAUGUCUGAAGAACAACCAUUGUCAUCUUUUCACUGAGAUUGACAUAUUUUGAAAGCCAAAGUUAAUGAGAAUUUAAUGUGAUUUAUGUCAUAAACUUAUGUGUCAUUUCUUAUCAUGAAGCCUUAUGACUUGUGUUAAACUACUGUACAUUUCUUUCUGUAUUAUGUAACUUGAAGCUUCAAAUUUGUCACAUGCUUUACUGUUGACACAUGACCUCAUAGUAAAAAAAUAAUAGAAAAUAUUUCAAAAGGUUUUUCAUCCAAAAACUGGUAAGGUUUUCUUUGUAUAUUAGCAUUGAACACAAAGAACACAAAUAAAGAUUGAAAUGCUGUUAAAUCCAUGUAACACUUGUCAUAUUCUGUUGCAGCUCAUGAUUCACAAUUCACAUAAAGUUUACAGUGAACACCUCCUUUCAAACAAUUAAGAGAUAUACCAAGUUACAAUUUAA
Messenger RNA from Triplophysa rosa, 1606 nucleotides. RefSeq names its product myeloid associated differentiation marker a (gene myadma). Bases 270 to 1151 code for a protein of 293 amino acids. Gene Ontology annotation, cellular component: membrane. The transcript has 2 exons. The record is from RefSeq and is a predicted model, not a curated record. Lineage: Eukaryota; Metazoa; Chordata; Actinopteri; Cypriniformes; Nemacheilidae.